AUGAUUAUUCCACUCACGACUGCUUUAUUAUUAUUGUCUGUUAGCUCUAUUUUGGGCCUCUGUCCCCAGAAUUGCACUUGUGAAAAUGAGUAUCAGUUAACCGUGAAUUGUAAUAAUGUUAAGUUACAAUAUCUUCCAUCUUUGCUACACCCCGGUACUCAGUCUCUAAGAUUAUCCAAUUGCCAAAUUAAUCAGCUUGAUCCCGAUAUCAUGGAAUUAUAUCCAGAUAUAAUACGUUUGGAUCUGUCCAGUAACAAUAUUUCGGUGAUUGAAAAUGGCGUUUUUCGAUAUCAAGGCAAAACACAACUUUUAAAUUUAAGUAAUAAUAAUUUUCCGGCUAUAUUCCGUAAUAGCUUUCAUGGACUAAAUAAACUACAGUAUCUCGAUUUAUCAUCCGGUAGAUUGCAAGUGAUUGAAUCGAAUGCACUUGAACAUUUAGCAGAGUUACUGGAAUUUGAUCUAUCGUACAAUGCGCUUCAGAAUUUAUCAUUCACAAUAUUUAAUGGUCUAACAAAUUUACAAAAAUUGACAAUUGCCGGAAAUCAGAUUACGUAUCUGGAUAGUUUCAUAGCCAAAACCUUACCUAAUUUGAGAUCUAUUGAUCUGAGUCAUAAUAUGAUUACAGUGAUUGCAUCUGAUGCAUUGCUCGGAUUAAAUUUGAUUAAAACAAUUGAUUUAUCAGCAAAUUUUUUGCAAGAGAUUCCAAUUUUUGGUCAAAAUAAUUUAAUAAACUUAGAAUAUUUGAAUAUGGGUUUUAAUAAGUUAAGAAAAAUUGAGCCACACAGUUUUCGACCGCUUUUAUCAUUACUGAAAUUGGAUUUAACUAAAAAUGAAUUCGCUUUCCUUCCUGCAUUAGCAUUUGAUGGAUUAUAUCGAUUACAACAACUCAAAUUAAAUGAACAACGUUAUCUUAGAGAAAUUCAGAAUGGUGCAUUUUCUGGAUUGGCAUCUUUGGAAGUAUUAGAUUUAAGUUACAGCCAUCUCUUAGAAUACAUUGAUGAGAGUGCUUUUGAAGUAAGCCACGCUUUGCACACUUUCAAUGCCAGCUUCUGCGCUCUAAAAACUUUUUCACCUACUUUAUUUGAUUGGAAAAGAGUGGCUGAACUAUACUUACAUGGUAAUCCACUUCACUGUGAUCAUACAUUGUUAACAUUCCUACCGGAUGUUUUGCGUUUGCGUUCCAUUCAUAAUGUCAUUUGUGCCACUCCACAUGAACUGCACAACGUCAGUAUUUCAUCACUGGAUACUGUAGAAAUAACAGUAGAAGAUGCAAAACGAACUCUUGCUGUCCUCUGUUCCACAUUAACUGCCUUGACUGCAAUUAUCGUAUUGGUGCUUUUCUUGUAUUCGAGAAUAACUCCAAUUAAUGAUCAAAUCAGGAAAUCGAAAUCUAAGCAACAUUGGUGUCGAAAUUUGUCUGAUAGAAGAGAAUGCAUCUUUCCGGAAUAUUAUAAUUCGGUUAUCGAAUUCAAUAGUUCAGCAUCUAGAAGAGAUAAUGAGAACAAACUGAUUUUACUUAUUUAUCUACUAAGUGAAUUUCACAAGAAAUAUUACAAUCUUCGAUUCUCAAUGGGAUAA
This is a messenger RNA of Cercopithifilaria johnstoni, 1578 nucleotides long. The record is from the annotation of a GenBank genome assembly. NCBI's taxonomy places the organism in Eukaryota, Metazoa, Nematoda, Chromadorea, Rhabditida, Onchocercidae.